This is a messenger RNA of Papilio xuthus (Asian swallowtail), 3501 nucleotides long. It is a transcript of the gene SA1, whose product is annotated as stromal antigen. NCBI's taxonomy places the organism in Eukaryota, Metazoa, Arthropoda, Insecta, Lepidoptera, Papilionidae. Gene Ontology annotation, cellular component: chromatin; nucleus; cohesin complex. Gene Ontology annotation, biological process: sister chromatid cohesion. The record is from RefSeq and is a predicted model, not a curated record. Bases 205 to 3501 code for a protein of 1098 amino acids. Gene Ontology annotation, molecular function: chromatin binding. The transcript has 17 exons.
AUCUAUUUGAAAUCUAUGGUUUACGCCAUAUUUAUAUUGAUAUUUGCGUUUGCGCGGUGGUCUUGUUCUUCUGAAUCGAUACGAUAAGCAAAUGUAUGGACUGCUAUAGUGUUUAAUCAAUAGUUAUUCAUUGAUAAGGAGUGGAACUGAAGAUGUGAAAUAAAACAGUAGAAAUAUCUACAAUUAUUUUUAAACAUUGACAAAAUGCAUCGUAGAGGCGGGAAACGUAUCCGUAUGGAUGAUCCUCCUCCGGAGUAUGUCAACCCAAUGACACCGGCUACUCCUAUGACUGACUAUGGAGGCCAAUCAGUUCAUGAGCCGGAAACGCCUCAUGCGAAUUAUUCAGGGUUUAAAGUUGGAACAGCAGCCAAUUCUACAGCAAUGGAGACAGCUAGAGAAGAAGUAGACGAGCAUCUGGAAGAUGAAGGUCGGUCUCCAUCGCCGGCACCCACUAAACGCAUUACCAGAAGUCGUGGUAGAGGUGGAGACGGCGGGUACGUGGGCCGUCUGGCGGAGUCGCCGCCGCCGCCACCGCUGCGCAGGCGAGGGCGAGGAGGGCGCGGACGUGGACGCGGCCGGGGCGCGGCGCCACCACCCGCUGCCUCUCCGCCACCUAUUCUUAUGCCUGGCGACGAUGAGAAUAGCCUCUAUAAUAUUUUGAGGUUUAAUAAGGCUGCUAUUAAUCAAGUGGUAGAUAUGUGGAUAGAAGAAUACAAGACCAACAGAGAAAGUGCUCUGGUGCAGCUGAUGCAGUUCUUCAUCAAUUCAUCUGGCUGCCGCGGCAAGGUCACCCCAGACAUGGCAUCAAUGGAACACACACUCAUUAUUAAGAAAAUGACACAAGAGUUUGAUGAGGAAAGUGGUGAAUAUCCUUUGAUAAUGAGUGGACAAACAUGGAAGAAGUUUCGCUCCAACUUCUGUGAGUUUAUCCAGACGUUAGUGAAGAUGUGCCAGUAUUCUAUCAUCUAUGACCAGUACCUGAUGGACAACAUCAUCUCCUUACUGACUGGCCUGUCCGACUCCCAAGUGAGGGCUUUCAGACACACCGCCACUCUGGCAGUGAUGAAGCUGAUGACGGCGCUGGUGGACGUGGCGCUGCUGACCAGCGUGAACUGCGACAACUGCCUGCGCCAGUACGAGGCGGAGCGGCUGAAGGCGCGGGACAAGCGCGCCUCGGAGCGCCUCGAGGUGCUCGUCGCCAAGCGCCAGGAGCUCGAGGAGAACAUGGAGGAGAUCAAGAAUAUGCUCUCCUACAUGUUCAAGUCUGUCUUUGUGCACAGAUACAGGGACACUCUGCCCGACAUCAGAGCAAUCACAAUGGCUGAAAUAGGCAUUUGGAUGGAAAAGUUCCCAGCCCACUUCCUGGACGAUCUAUAUCUCAAGUACAUCGGCUGGACGCUACAUGACAAGGUGGGAGAGGUGCGCCUGCGCUGCCUGCAGGCGCUGCAGCCGCUGUACGAGUGCGAGGAGCUGAAGGGCAAGUUGGAGCUGUUCACCUCCAAGUUCAAGGACCGCAUCGUGUCCAUGUCGCUGGACAAGGAGACGGAGGUGGCAGUGCACGCCGUGAAACUUGUCAUCGCCAUACUGAAGAUGCAUCCGGACAUGCUGGUGGACAAGGACUGCGAGAACGUGUACGAGCUGGUGUACUCGUCGUGGCGGUCGGUGGCGGCGGCGGCGGGCGAGUUCCUCAACGUGCGCCUGUUCCGCAGCGAGGAGCCCGCCGCCCCCCAGCGCUCCCGCCGCGGCAAGGUGCGCCUGCCCAACACCCCGUUGCUGCGCGACCUCGUCCAGUUCUUCAUCGAGUCCGAGCUGCACGAGCACGGCGCCUACCUGGUGGACUCGCUGAUAGACUCCAACCCUAUGAUGAAGGACUGGGAGUGCAUGACUGACCUGCUGCUGGAGGAGCCCGGCCCCGACGAGUUCCGCGCCGACCCCGACAAGCUGGCCAACCUGGUCGCCAUCCCGCAGUACUUCGACCUCGAGCUGUACACCACGCAGCGCCAGGAGGCGAACCUGACGCUGCUGCUGAACAAGAUCCGCGAGAUAGUGCGCCAGCAGACGGAGAGCGAGGUGCUGGAAACGUGCGGCCGCACGCUGGAGUACCUGUGCAGCGAGCAGUGCGCCGUCUACUCGCGCUGCAAGGUGGCGCGCGCCACCAUCACCGACAUGUGCGUCGACAAGUACCGGGAGGCCAUCGACGAGUUCCGCACGCUCAUCGAAGGGGGCGAGACGCCGGACGCCGACGAGCAGUUCAGCGUGACCAACUCGCUGCGCAAGGUGUCCAUCAUGUACAUGUGCCACAAUCUGAACGACAACAACAUCUGGGACUCGCUGUUCGAGGACCUGCCCAAGUGCAUCGACAGGGACGAUCCCAUGCCCAAGCUGGCGCUCGUGUACGUGGUGCGCGCCUGCUUCUACUCCCUGCUGUGGUCGCUGCACGAGCUCGAGGAGCGCGGCACCGGCGCCGACCUGCUGCGCGACCGGCUGCACGGCUACUGCGCCCACUGCCGCGACAUCGUCGCCCGCGGCACCACCGCCCAGCUGCGCGGCGAGGCCUACACGAGCAUCUGCGACCUGCUGAUCCUGUUCGCGGAGCAGCUGCACUCGCGGCACCACCCCGGCGACGAGCGCUACCGCCGCCUCGUCUGCGAGCCCGACACCACGCUCUGCGACCUCCUCAACGACUUCAUACAGGAGUUCGUCUUCGUGCUGCAGUGCUACGAUAACCAAGACGAGAGACGUAUCGAGGAGCUGCACAAGCGGCGCAACUUUCUGGCCGCCUACUGCAAGCUGAUCGUGUACAACGUGAUCCCCAUCCGGCGCGCAGCGGACGUCUUCAAACACUACAUCAAGUGCUACAACGACUACGGGGACAUAAUCAAGUCCACGGUGAGCAAGACGCGCGAGAUGAGCAAGCUGAACUGCGCGCUGACUAUGCAGCUGGCCAUGCAGGCGCUCUUCUCCGACAUGCUGCGCCACCAGCCCGCUCCGCACCGCGCCCUGCCCGACCUCGUCGAAAUCAAGGAGCUGGCGAAGAGGUUCGCGGUGAUGUUCGGUCUGGACGCGGUGAAGAACCGCGAGGCACUGACGGCGCUCCACCGCGCGGGCAUCUCCUUCGCCGCGCUGGAGGGCGCCGGCGCCGGCCCGCCGCCCAACCUGCUCUUCCUCGAGCCGCUCUCUGAGUUCUCCAACAAGCUGCUGCGCCAGGACAAGCGAGCCCCGCUGCGGAAGCGGCGCAGGCGACGCAACCGGCAGCGCGCCGCCAAGCGGGCCCGCCGCCUCGCCGCCGCCGCCGCCGCCACUGCUGCGCGCGCGCCCCGCCGCCUGCACCACGAGCUCGACAAGCUCGCUCCUCCCUGCUCGCCCGACUGCUCGCCCCGCGCCCUGCGCUCCGCCGCCCGCCGCGAACGCUUCAGGUCGCCGGACAGCGGACGCAGCAGCGCCGACGAGGGGGAGCUGCGCGUCGCAGAGUCAGUAUACUUUGAGUAUCCUCUCCAGUAG